AUGGCGUCAUUUCUCGAGAAUGCGUACAGUCUGGUGCACCAGGACAAUGCGGCCGACGUGCCCUCCGACAAUGAGCUCAAGACAGCUCUGGAGAAAGGCAGCGAUGAGCAGAAGAUCGAGACAAUGAAGAAGAUUCUUGCCAUCAUGCUCAAUGGCGACGCGAAAACGGGCCUUCUCAUGCACAUAAUACGAUUUGUCAUGCCCAGCAAGUCGAAGCCGCUCAAGAAGCUCAUGUACUUCUUCUUCGAGGUCUGCCCCAAGCACGAUGCUCAGGGCAAGCUGCGGCAGGAGUGGAUCCUGGUAUGCAAUGCCAUUCGAUUCGAUCUGCAGGCACCAAACGAAUACGUACGAGGAAACACACUGCGCUUUGUCACGAAGCUGCGCGACGCAGAGCUUGUGGAGCCACUGCUACAACCUGUCCGACAAUGUCUUACACAUCGGCAUGCGUACGUCCGCAAGAACGCCACCUUUGCUAUUGCAUCCAUCUUCACUCACCUGCCCGAGCUCAUGCCGGAUGCGCCCGACCUGCUUACCACUUUCCUCGACGACGAGAACGACCCAACUUGCAAGCGCAAUGCUUUCGCCGCUCUCACAUCGAUUAGCCACGACAAGGCUCUCGAGUAUCUGAGCACCGUUUUCGAUGCGAUUCCAAACCACGAAGAGCUUCUGCUUCUCGCUGAACUCGAGUUCAUCCGCCGAGAUGCUGCUGUCAACCCAGGCAACAAGGCUAAAUACCUGCGCCUGAUCUUUGACCUUCUCGAGUCACAGGUGUCAACCGUCAUCUACGAAGCCGCACACGCCCUGACCACUCUUACAAGUAACCCUGUAGCUGUAAAGGCUGCUGCAGGGAAGUUUGUGGAGCUGGCUGUUAAGGAACCUGACAACAAUGUCAAGCUCAUCGUUCUGGAGCGAGUCAACCAAUUGCGAGGUAAGAAUGAGGGCGUCCUAGACGACCUGACCAUGGAGAUUCUCCGCGUUUUGUCGAGCACCGAUCUCGAUGUGCGCAAGAAGGCACUGCAUAUUGCCAUGGAGAUGAUCUCCAGCAGGAACGUCGAAGAGGUGGUGCUGCUCCUGAAGAAGGAGCUGAUGAAGACUGUCGAUGAGCAGUACGAAAAGAACUCUGAGUACAGGUCGAUUCUCAUCUCCGCCAUCCACCAAGCUGCUAUCAAGUUCCCUGAAGUUGCUGCGAGUGUUGUUGGUUCGCUAAUGGACUUCAUAUCCGAUGUCAGCAGCAACGCAUCCGCUGUCGAUGUGAUCUCCUUCGUCAAGGAGGUUGUCGAGCGCUUCCCGGACCUCCGUCCUUCCAUCAUCGAGCGCCUCGUCUCGACCCUUGGAGAGGUCCGCGCCGGAAAGGUCUACCGAGGUGUUCUUUGGAUCAUCGGUGAAUAUGCUCUCGAAGUCAAGGACAUUCAGGAUGCGUGGAAGGGCAUCCGGUCAUCUCUGGGCGAGAUUCCUAUUCUUGCAUCCGAACAGAGAUUACUGGACGAUGCAUCAGAAGGCAAGGAAGACUCUGACCAAGUCAACGGACACACCAAAGCAGCGGCCCCCACAGGUUCACGAAAGGUUCUGGCUGACGGCACGUAUGCCACCGAAAGUGCGCUCACAUCUUCGGCUGCAGCCAAGGCGAAGCUGGAUGCGGUCAAGAACUCGCAAAAACCUCCGCUGCGUCAACUCGUUCUUGAUGGCGACUACUAUCUCGCUACAGUCCUCUCGAGCACGCUCACCAAGCUUGUUAUGCGAUACUCUGAGCUCUCAAAAAACGCUGCACGAACAAAUGCUCUGCGCGCCGAGGCUAUGCUUAUUAUGAUCUCUAUCAUCCGCGUCGGACAGUCGCAAUUUGUUAAGACUCUUAUCGAUGAGGACUCCGUCGACCGCAUCAUGUCCUGUGUACGGUCGUUGUCAGAGUUUUCGCAGAAGAAGGAACUCGAGACCGUCUUCCUGGAAGACACACGAAAGUCUUUUGCGACCAUGGUUCAGACCGAAGAGAAGAAGCGUGCAGCGAAGGAGGCCUCGGAGAGAAUGAAGUCUGCGGUCAAUGUUGAUGACUCUUUCAACAUCCGUCAACUCAAGAAGAAGGAUGCGGAUGGCAAUGACGAGAUUGAGCAAGACUUGGAAAGGGCCACAGGAGGCGAUACCGCCACUGAAGACCUCUCAUCAAAGCUCAGCCGCGUAGUUCAGCUCACCGGUUUCUCGGAUCCUGUCUACGCCGAGGCCUAUGUCAAGGUCCAUCAAUUCGACAUUGUACUUGACGUACUUCUCGUCAACCAAACAACCGAAACUCUACAGAACCUCACAGUCGAGUUCGCAACUCUUGGUGAUCUUAAGGUUGUUGAACGACCACCGACGCAGAAUGUUGGCCCCCACGACUUCAUCAACCUGCAGUCUACCAUCAAGGUAUCCUCGACCGAUACCGGCGUCAUUUUCGGCAACGUGCUUUACGAAGGCGAGAAGGGUGUCGAUUCUAACGUGGUCAUCCUGAACGACGUGCACGUCGACAUCAUGGACUACAUCAAGCCCGCGCAGUGCACAGAGACACAGUUCCGAACAAUGUGGACCGAGUUCGAAUGGGAGAACAAGGUCAACAUCAACUCGAAAGCCAAGACUCUGCGCGAAUUCCUAAAGCAGUUGAUGGCUUGCACCAACAUGAGUUGUUUGACACCUGAAGCAUCGAUGAAGGGCGACUGUCAAUUUUUGUCUGCCAAUUUGUACGCCAGGAGCGUAUUUGGCGAGGACGCUUUGGCCAACUUGAGUAUAGAGAAGGAAGGCGACAACGGCCCAAUCACUGGAUUUGUCCGUAUUCGCAGUCGGUCGCAAGGGUUAGCGUUGAGCUUGGGGUCGUUGAAGGGGUUGAACAAGGUCGGUGUUGCAUGA
Molecule: messenger RNA, 2871 nt
Organism: Ascochyta rabiei
Lineage: Eukaryota; Fungi; Ascomycota; Dothideomycetes; Pleosporales; Didymellaceae
Product: coatomer subunit beta
Exons: 8
Coding region: 1-2871 (956 amino acids)
Biological process (GO): intracellular protein transport; intra-Golgi vesicle-mediated transport; endoplasmic reticulum to Golgi vesicle-mediated transport
Cellular component (GO): cytoplasm; COPI vesicle coat
Molecular function (GO): structural molecule activity
Source: RefSeq, a predicted model, not a curated record